This is a messenger RNA of Drosophila sulfurigaster albostrigata, 7804 nucleotides long. It is a transcript of the gene stol, whose product is annotated as voltage-dependent calcium channel subunit alpha-2/delta-3. Gene Ontology annotation, cellular component: voltage-gated calcium channel complex. Lineage: Eukaryota; Metazoa; Arthropoda; Insecta; Diptera; Drosophilidae. The coding region runs from base 1437 to 5246 and encodes 1269 amino acids. The transcript is spliced from 17 exons. The record is from RefSeq and is a predicted model, not a curated record. Gene Ontology annotation, molecular function: voltage-gated calcium channel activity.
AGUUCGGUGCGUGAACCUGGCGAGUGUGGAUGCGUUUUUGCGCGAAACGCCAAAUAGCCAAAAGAAUUAAAUCUAAAAGCCAAUACAAAACAACAAAACUAAAACGCGACGCCUACAUAUUAAAACAAAAACAAAAAAAAAAAAAAUAAAUACAUGCUAGCAGUGCAAUAAAUAAAUUGAGAAAUUGACAAAGCACACAUUGAUACAAAUGAGCAUUAAUAGUUAAAUUCGUGUUUUUUGCUAGUGUUAAAAACGGGAACGUCGAAAACGUCCCAAAUAAAAAUUUACAUCAGUCGACAAAAUUAAUACAGUGUUGUAAAACAAGAGGUAGAAACGAAUAAAGCACGAAAUACGCGGCUGCAAUUUAGAAAAGCCAUGUGAAAAUCUGUGUACACCACAAUUUCUUAAAAGCAAAUGUAGAAAAAAUUAUAUAUAUAUAUAUAUGUAUAUAAAUAUAUAUGUAGCCGUACAUUACAUAUAUAUGUAUAUGUGUGUGUGGUAGUACAAUAUUUGUGAGCGCCAAAAAGCCGAAGAGCAGGCCCCAACUCUGACGCCGACGCCAACGCCGCGCAGUCAUAUAAAUUGUCUCUCGUCGCGCGCAUUUCGAAAGUACACGUCCUGCUCAACGUUCUCGUAGUAAAAACGUCGUAGCGUGUGUGUUUUUUGUCGGCAAAUCUGUUGACACUAACGGCGACAGCAACGUUCACUGCGACUGCGACUGCGACAGCGCUGUGCUUCGCUGCACAUAGAACGGAGUACUCCGCCAAUUUCGCCUCACCGUUCCAUUCCCGCUAGGCGUUCCUGUGCCAAGCAAAUUUUUGUUUUUGGUCAACGAGCAACGCUUUUUCGCACUCAAGCUUCGAAAUUGCGAAUUUGGCGCGCUGAGUAAGCAAGUAUUUAAACUAGCAAAUUCCAGAGAAAUAUAUCACGGAUCACGAAUUGUUGUCAAACCAAUCGAAUAUUAAUUGCAAAAAUGUUAAAUAAUCGACAGAAUUACAUUGAAAAUAGUUGGAAAUUUGUGAAAAAAUCUGAAACUCACCACUCGCAAACAAAUGAAUGAAAUUGAAUAAUCAUUAAUUACUGAUAUCAAAUCAAACUAUUUCAUAGUACUCGUAAUUGAAUAAUUAUAAAUAAAUUGUGAAAACCAAAAUUGAAAUUCAUUUAAUUGAUAAAAAUUAAUCGCGCGUUUUUCAAACAAAAAAGUGUCAAUACAUAAAAACGAAAUAAAACGAAUUCGAAAUUCGUUUGGUAAACGAUUUUGUGGCUUUCACACAAACACACACACGAACUGAGGGGGAAAAAAAAUACCAAUAAAAUAAUCAAAUUGCAAAUGUGCGAGUAAAUCGAAAAUAGUUUAUUGAGUGUCGGUUGCGGAGCCGCAGAUUUAAUCGAAACCAAAUCAAAUCGCAACGAACUACACCGAACACAGCCGCAGAAUGGAGGGCAAACAUUUGAGUUGCUUUGUGGCCCUUUUGCUGGGCGUGUUAAUAUUCAAAAUGCACAUAUUCCCAGCUGUCGGAGAUCAGGAUGAGGAUAUACCACACAAUGAAGUGCGCAACUGGGCCCUGAAAUUUGGCGUUGAUUUAUGGGAAUUUGGACGGCAAUUUACCAAAAUGAAUGAAAUCAAAAGUCGCUUUAAGGACAAUGACAUCGAAGUGAAGCGCAAGGAUGGCAUCAUCUUGCUGCGUGAAUUAGCGGCGGAGGUGAAGAACUUUAUGGAUUUCAAGCGUAACGCAGUCAUGCGAUUGAUGGACUCGGCGGAGCAGGCGGCUCUCUCGGAGCUGGAAGGCCAGAGCAGCUCGGAGUCGGGGGCAUUGGGAGGACAGCAGCAUUACGAUGCGAGACGCAUCAAUGAGUAUAAUGCCGAUGGCAAAUUGGCGGACGGAGCUCGUCACAUGGAUAUACGAUUCAUGCGGCGCUUCGAGCGUCUGCCGGUGAAUCUCAGUCUAAGCUCGAUUCUGGUGCCGCACGGCGUCGAUUUGGAUGAGACGGACGUGAAGUCGGCAUUGCAGUGGAGCGCCCACUUGGAUCCACUCUUCCAGAACAACUUGGAGCGAGAUCCGGCAUUGUCCUGGCAAUACUUUGGCUCCUCAUCCGGUUUCCUACGUCGCUUCCCCGGCACUGCCUGGCCACCCGAGGGCUCCAAGGGCAGCAAGCUAAUCCACGAUUUUCGCACUCACAAUUGGUUCGUCCAGGCGGCGUCUUCCCCGAAGGAUAUUAUGAUUCUACUGGACUCCUCUUCGAGCAUUUCGGAGAAGUCCUUCGAUCUGGCCAUGGCUACAGCAUUCAACAUACUCGAUACUUUGGGCGAGGAUGACUAUGUAAAUCUGAUUACCUUCUCGGAGGUGGUGAAGACACCGGUGCCCUGCUUCAAGGAUCGCAUGGUGCGCGCUACGCCCGAUAAUGUUCAGGAGAUAAAGUCGGCAGUCAAGGCAAUUAAGCUACAGGACACCGCCAAUUUUACUGCGGGUCUUGAGUACGCUUUCAGUCUCUUGCAUAAGUAUAAUCAAUCGGGAGCUGGCAGCCAGUGCAAUCAGGCCAUCAUGCUGAUCACGGAGAGUACUUCGGAGUCGCACAAGGAGAUCAUCAAGCAGUACAAUUGGCCCCACAUGCCCGUCAGGAUCUUUACGUAUCUGAUUGGCAGCGAUUCGGGCAGUCGGAGCAAUCUCCAUGAAAUGGCCUGCUCCAAUAAGGGCUUCUUUGUGCAAAUCAAUGACUUCGAGGAGGCUCGACGUAAGGUCAUCGACUAUGCGCUGGUCAUGGCGCGUCCAAUGAUUAUGUAUCAGGCAGAUCAUCCGGUGCACUGGAGUCCGGUGUUUGUGGCGGGCAAGUCAGGUGGCUUGGGACGCGAUUCGGAGUAUCAGCGACGUUUGGUUACGACAGUUUCAACUCCGGUCUUCGAUAGACGAAAUCAUUCGGUGCGCGUGGCAAAUCUGUUGGGAGUCGUGGGCACCGAUGUGCCCAUCGAGGAGAUACGCAAGAUGAUACCUCAGCACAAGCUGGGACCGAAUGGAUAUUCGUUUAUCGUCGAUAACAAUGGGCGUGUGCUUUACCACCCGGAUCUGCGGCCUUUGAGCGAUGGCAAUCAGUACAUCGAUCAGCUGCGACCUAAAUACGCCUCUGUCGACAUUACGGAGUUGGAACUGCCGGAAACGGAGGUGGGCAACGAGCAUGAAGUAGUCGAAAUGAACAAGAAUCUUCUUAAUGAGAUGCGCGGUGACAUGAUUCGUCCCAAGGAGGGCGAGACAGAGUUCACUGUGCUGAAUCAUUAUGACGAGUCGAAGCGUGUCUCGACACGCACCCAUCGCUACUUCUACGGCCCCAUCGAGGACACGCCCUUCACGCUCGCUAUUGUGCUGCCAGAGAAGUACGGCAGCCACGAGUUAGUCUCCCAACAGGAGAUACGUCAUUCGCGUAACAAUGUUACCGAAUACUUCAAGGGGGACAACUGGCGCGUACAUCCCGAUUGGGUCUACUGUGAGUACAAUAGUGUCAGCGAUUUGGAGAAAGAACGUGAGAGUUCCGGCGAAUACACAUCGCGCGAUCAAGAGCCCAGCUUUGGUUCGCCAGAAGAGCAGGUUUUGCACUUCCUGGCACGCGCUGGACGUCCUGGCUGGAAGUGGAUGUCGGUUCGACCCAAGUCACCGCAACCACAUCACAAUUUGCAUGGCACCUCAUCGAGUGCUGCCCACUUUGGAGCGCAGCAUCUGAAUGUUCAGGGUUCUCGCAAGGCAGAGCCGUACUAUUGCGAUCGAACCCUCAUUCAGAGCUUGGUGCGCGAUGCAAUGGUCACCGAUGGCCUAGACCGCAACACAACUGGCACUUCAAACGGGAAGGAGGACAAGCAUCCAAUCGCCACAUUGAUGGCAAUUUUAAAGAGGCAAGGCUAUCAGAAAUUUGUGGUUGCUACUUCAUUUGUUGCCACACGUUCGGGAUUACUGCGCUGGAUUGAUCACAUCAAAAGACCUGAGGACACGCCUGAACCUCACUUUAGCGAGGAUAAUGUCCGUGCCAUGGACACAGCUUGGUACAAACGUGCCGUGGAUCAGCAUACAGUGGAACCGGAUAGCUUUGUGUACAGCGUACCUUUUGGCUCUGGCUAUGCCAUCAAAUCGAAUGCCACCUUGGUGACCGCAUCUCACGCCAUUUUCGUGGAGCAUCGUGGUCACAAGGCGCCCGCUGGUGUUGUUGGUCUGCAGUUUCAACACGAUUCGCUGGCCAAGCACUUCAUCAACAUCACAUCUACUUGCACUGGAAUGACGGGCUGUAAGAGAACUUGCGCCUCAGACAAUCUCGACUGCUAUGUGCUGGACAACAGUGGCUUUGUGAUCAUAUCGGAGGAAAUGGAGCAUACUGGGAAAUUCUUUGGCCAAAUCGACGGCACGAUAAUGGACUCUUUGGUACAGGAUCGCAUCUACAAGCGUGUCACUGUGAACGACUAUCAGGGCGUUUGUUCCGACUCCGACAAUCCCUACACUGCAGCUGGAGGUAUUUUGAAGCCUCAUCGCUUCGGCAACUGGUUCUUUCAACAUUUGGUGGCACUCAGCGCCACUUGGCUAUCGUUUAUGCCUGCCUCGCUGCGUGCCUGGCCUCAGGACGAUUAUGAAACAUAUGAUAACAACGGGGACGUGGUUUUCAUUGAGAACAAUUAUUCGGACGAGUAUGAGGAGACUUUUGAAAAUGAAUACAAUAUGCAAGUGGAUCAGGAAAUGGAUGAGUUCUUUACCACAGCUGAUGUGGAGUACACAACACCACCACCGAAGCAACACAAGCCGCACAGUGGACCUAGAUUCACUCCUGAUCCGCAGAAUGCGCGACGCUGCGAUCUGCGAACCGAUCUUUACAUGUUGCAGCCAGAGCGCCUCAACCAAGGCGGUCAGAACAAUCCUCUGAAGGGAAAGCUAACCAAUUGCCACGUUUCGGGCUGUGAACGCCCAUUUAGCGUGCAGAAGAUUCCGCAUAGCAAUUUGAUACUGCUGGUAGUGGACACACUGUGUCCAUGUGGUUCCAAGCAGCUGGACAUCGAGCCCAUGGAGGAAUCAGGUGUUGUGGGCGCCUGCAGCACGCGUCGUCAGAGCCAGGAGCAGGAGUCGCGCCGUCGGCCCAAGAAGUGCAUCAACUAUCAUCCCGAAGAGAUCGAGAUACAGCAGUGUGGCCGGGGCAGCACCUUGUUGCGCAUGUCAGCCUCGGUUGUAGCGGCGCAUCUUCUCAUGGUCACCGUGACCUUUGUGUUGGCCAACGCGUGAUACGAACACUAAAUGCUAAACUGGAUGUGAAUCUGGAUAAGGUGGUAAAAGGGCAGCAAAAUAGCGGGCAGUGUGUAAGUUCAGUGGAAGGGUAUUUAAUUUUCAUCGAGAGAAAGGAAGAAGAAACUCCAUGCACGUGCAAUGCUUAGCCAAAUGAAAAUGAAUGAAAAUCAAAGAGAUUCUUGUUUGAAUUGAAAUAAAAUACUAACCAGUUACAAGUUAAUAUAUCUAUAUGUUUGUAGACAAUAAUUUGCAAAAGAAUAUAUUUCCAUUGACAAUUAGACAAAGUACUUAUUAGCUAAAUAUUAGUUAAUAUUGUGAGUGUUUUGCAGCAAACCAGAGAAUCACAAUUUAAAUCAAAUAUUUAGAGAGAGAAAGAAAUACUAUAUGAACUUAAUUUAACUACGCGUAUUUAUUGUUUUCUCCAAACUUUACACUUAAGGCAUGCAAUUGAAUUAUUAAAUAUUUCCAAAAUGAAAGCAAACUAGUUUUUCACAAAUUUGUUCGAAUCAUAUAUUGAACUAUAGACAAAGCGAUAAUGCAAAUAGUAAGUUUAUGUAAAUAGCAUGUGAAAGUAUUUAAACAGAACAAAAUUCCUACCGAAAUACUUAAUUCAACAACUGAUUUGUAAACAACAAAAUUCAUAAUUUGCACUAACUGCGUACGCACAAAAUGUCGAGUAUUAUAUUUUACAAGGAAACCAAAACAAAAACAAAAACAAAAACAAAAAAAAAAACACGAAAAAAACCAAAACAAAAGUUAUAUAACAAAUUCACUGAACAAACAGAAGACUUGAAAAUACCAACAGCAAUGUAUAAACGAAAAGCACAUACAACAAAAACAAACAGAUGAGAAAAACAAAACCAGUUCAUAUCGAAAACAUAUGCAUGGCAGCCAAUUUUGAACAGCAAUAAGCAAAACAAAUACAAUAACAAAAAGUAUAUAAAUAAAUUACAUAAAUAUAUAUAUGAUGAAUUGUAUGUAUAAACAAAUUAGUUUUGCAGAAGGAAUAACAUUUAUUUUAUAUACAUUUUAUACAACAUCAUUUUGACAAACAUAAAAAUAUAAAAAAUUAUAAUAAAUAUAUCAACAGGAAAAUCUGCGAGAGCCAUAUGAACAAUUUCAAGUGUUUUAUAGAAAAUAUUUAAAACAAUUAUUUACUUUCAAUUUGCUUCAGAGACAAAUAAAUUUAAAGCUUAUUCGAGAUUCGAGAUGUGCGUAGCAUUUAAUUUUUAAAAAUCAAAUUAUAGAACUUCACAUAUCGUUGUUAAUUUGGCAAAAAACUUUGUGUUAAAGUUACUGAAAACAAAAACUAUUACGAAAACUAUUUAAACUCAACACACACACACACACACACAGACACCAUACACAUUUAAACACACUCACACGUACACAAACAUAUACACACACCUCUACAAUAUAAAAAGAAAAAAAUAUUUUCUGUGUCUUAAACUUGUAUAAAAAAUGUCUUCCAUUACAAAUACUUAAAGAAAAACAAAAAACAAGCAAAAAGAAAAAGAAAAAUUUAUAACUUAAUAACUACUAAUUAACUAACAAAAUAUAUUUAAUAUUUAACUUGAAAAUCAUUAACCAUGCAUUCAGAAUUUAAAUGUUUUCAGCUCAUUUUGAUGGCAGCUAAAAGCUGACAAUAAAAUAGCAGACGCGAAAGGUAAAUUGAGAGAAGAGAAAAACAAAAAGAGAGAAGAAUAAAAAAAUUACAUUUAAAAAAUUCUUAAAAGCAUAGAUUUAAUUGCAUAGAAAAUAAUAUCUAGUUAGGCAUGGUGUGGUCGGGUCUUUUGGCAAAUGUUCAGACACAACCAAUACGAACGAAGUUAAAGCAGCAAAACAAAAUCAGAAACAGAAGCAACCACAGCAAAGAACAAGAAGAACAACAACAACGCAUGCAUUAGACAAAAUAUUAGAGGAAUAAAACAAUAUAGUAUAUAAAGAUAUAUAUAUAUAAUUGUAAUAAUUAUAAUAUUAAUUAAAUAUACGAUUAACGUACUAAUAGCAAUUGUAAGGUCGUAACGAUAAGAAGCUGUUUGUUAAACGAUGUUUGUGCUGGGGUUGUACAACAGUGCGUAUGUGUAAUGUCUACAGCUAGUCGAUUCAAUACUAGACCGUGUGUGCAUGUGACUUGCUUGUCUGCUUGUGUGAGCAUGUUUGUAUGGAUGUGGAUGUGGAUGUGGAUGUGAAUGUGUAUGAGUGGCAACAUGGACUGAUGUUUGUAGCGGGGAGUGCGACGGACGCGUAUUAGACCUUUGUAUAUCUUCUUACAUAGUUAAUGUACGAGUAUACCUGGUAGGCCAAAUCGCGCAUAUAACACACACAUAUUCAUGAUUAUUCCCCAUUCGCUAAUGGCCAGUUACAUCAUUAUAAUUACAAUUCAGAGAACUAUUCUCCAUUCUGCUAAAAUACCGAGAAACAAAAAAAAUCGAGACAACUGUAAUUCACUGUAAAACUGCAUUUACUUCCUUCACAAAUUAAACACAAAAAACAAAAUACAACCACUGCAUAAAAUUUAUAAUAAAUACUUAUAUAGUACCUACAUUUAUGUA